UAAUCGGACGGGAGGGCAUUUAAAAAGUAAUUAGCGAAAUUUUACAAACGUAUUAAACAACGAUUAAUUAGGUGUAUGAUGAAACGUGAUAAUUUUCGCAGAGCGUAACAUCACAAAUGAAAGUCGAUGUCGACUGAGACGGAGAUCGAGACGGAGACGGAGACGGAGACGGAGACGGCGACUCAAGGUUUCGACGAAUUCAUUCUACCUACAGCUAACUAUUAUUAUCCUCGAUAUAGUUAGAACACAUUUAAUAAUUAACGGCCUGACUAUAAAUCAUCAAAAAUCAGGUUAGGUAGAUGCAUAUCUAUAUCACAUAACACGGCAAUUGUGGAAUUUUAAUUGGUAGAACACUGAACAAUGAACUUGUAGUAGUAAGUAAGUAUUAACGGUUCCUGUUUUAUCGGUAGGGCUUUCUCGCGUAGUUAAACCAUCAUCAACAACCGUUAGCAUUUUAGAUUUUGAAAAUGGAGAAGACAAUAAAGAAUGUCAAAGACGACGAUAAGGAAUUGCCCGAGCCGAAAACAUUAUCCGAAGGCGUACUGAACAUGUACGAGAAUCAGUUGCGACUAGUGAAGAGUGCCCUAAUCGAAAAUCCCCGCAACGAAAAUCUAAUACAAUUUGGAAACGAUCUUGACCGCAGCAUAUUGUACGGCGUGAUCGGCAUGCACGAGCAUAUCAGACUCAAGGCGCAAAAAGUGAACGGCACGCACGACAGCAACCCCAAGCAAUACCUGUGGCAAGUCGGGGACACCGUUUACGCUCAAUGGAUGGGCAACGGCCAACACUACAAGGCGACGAUAGCGGACGUCUAUUGCACCGGGACCGUGCUCGUCUUCUUCCACGGCUACGACGUGAUGGACUACGUGGAGAUCCAGACCAUCAAACUGUACACGCCCAGGAAGUGCCUCUAUCACGAGUGCGAGGACAAGCUCAAGUCGAAGCUGGUGGUCGGUUAUCGUAUGUUCAAAAUCAAGGAGCAGGAUCGUGGGGAUGAGUAUUGUCAAAGCGGUAGCAACCUUUGGGAAACGUUUUCACUUAGGUUGCUACGACAAAAUUUAAAUAGGGUCAAUGACAAGGCUGAUGGAUUUUAAUCGUUAAGCGUACUUGAUACUAUUUUUUUUGCUCGUCCAAUCUACUACUCCUAUCUAACUAUAUAGUUAUGUCGGAUCGUAUAUCGUAACUGAUGUAAUUUGUAAUAAUGUAGCCACUAAUAAAGAUUUUUAUUUCCCCA
Aethina tumida (small hive beetle) is the source of this 1234-nucleotide messenger RNA. RefSeq lists its product as uncharacterized. Gene Ontology annotation, cellular component: nucleus; cytoplasm. Lineage: Eukaryota; Metazoa; Arthropoda; Insecta; Coleoptera; Nitidulidae. Gene Ontology annotation, biological process: mRNA processing. The record is from RefSeq and is a predicted model, not a curated record. Gene Ontology annotation, molecular function: RNA binding. The transcript is spliced from 2 exons. The coding region runs from base 468 to 1094 and encodes 208 amino acids.